This is a messenger RNA of Salmo salar (Atlantic salmon), 790 nucleotides long. The record is from RefSeq and is a predicted model, not a curated record. Lineage: Eukaryota; Metazoa; Chordata; Actinopteri; Salmoniformes; Salmonidae.
CUGUCUCUCUGUCUCUCUGUCUCUCUCUCUGUUUGUCAUGUUUCCAGACCACCAGAAGCUUGAGAGAGAGGCCAGGAUUUGCCGUCUGCUGAAACAUCCCAAUAUUGUGAGGCUUCAUGACAGCAUAUCAGAGGAGGGCUUCCACUACCUGCUGUUUGAUCUGGUGACUGGAGGAGAGCUGUUUGAGGACAUCGUAGCCAGGGAGUACUACAGUGAGGCUGACGCCAGUCAUUGCAUACAGCAGAUUGUAGAGAGUGUUCAUCACUGCCAUGUCAAUGGUAUCGUUCACAGGGACCUGAAGCCUGAGAACCUCCUAUUGGCCAGUAAGCUGAAGGGGCGGCGGUUAAGCUUAGCUGACUUUGGGCUCGCCAUCGAGGUGCAGGCUGACCAACAGGCAUGGUUUGGUUUUGCUGGUACUCCAGGCUACCUGUCUCCAGAGGUCCUGAGAAAAGACCCAUAUGGGAAGCCUGUGGACUUGUGGGCCUGUGGGGUGAUCCUGUACAUCCUAUUGGUCGGUUACCCUCCCUUCUGGGACGAGGACCAGCACAGACUGUACCAGCAGAUCAAGGCUGGAGCCUACGAUUUCCCGUCUCCAGAGUGGGACACGGUGACUCCUGAUGCCAAAGACCUGAUCAAUAAGAUGUUGACCAUCAACCCCGGCAAACGCAUCACCACCGCAGAGGCCCUCAAACACCCCUGGAUCUGUCAACGGUCCACUGUAGCUUCCAUGAUGCACAGACAGGAGACUGUGGAGUGUCUGAAGAAGUUCAAUGCCAGGAGGAAACUCAAG